Messenger RNA from Malurus melanocephalus (red-backed fairy wren), 1963 nucleotides. RefSeq names its product DnaJ heat shock protein family (Hsp40) member C25 (gene DNAJC25). The coding region runs from base 2 to 1060 and encodes 352 amino acids. NCBI's taxonomy places the organism in Eukaryota, Metazoa, Chordata, Aves, Passeriformes, Maluridae. The record is from RefSeq and is a predicted model, not a curated record. Gene Ontology annotation, cellular component: endoplasmic reticulum membrane. The transcript is spliced from 4 exons. Gene Ontology annotation, biological process: protein folding.
AAUGGCGGCGGCGGCGGCGGCGCGGUGUCCGGCCGGGCGCUGGGCGCUGUGCCUGUGUCUGUGCGCGGCGCUGCUGCCGCGGCCGGCGCGGGGCCUCACCGACCGCCUCUACUGCGGCCGCCGAGUCUGCUACGAGGUGCUGGGCGUCAGCCGGCAGGCCAGCAAGGCGGAGAUCGCCCGCGCCUACCGGCAGCUGGCCCGGCAAUACCACCCUGACCGCUACCGCGGGGAGCCCGCGGGCGGCGAGGGCGACGGGGCGCAGGCGGCCCACGAGAAGUUCCUGCUCAUCGCCGCCGCCUACGAGACCCUCAAGGAUGAAGAAACACGUAAAGAUUAUGACUACAUGCUGGAUCAUCCUGARGAGUAUUACAGGCAUUAUUACCACUACUACAGCAGGAGACUGGCACCUAAAGUAGAUGUCACAAUAGUGAUCCUAGUUACAGUGUGCGCCAUCUCCGUGUUUCAGUUCUUCAGCUGGUGGAGUAGUUACAAUGAAGCUAUCAACUACUUAGCGACUGUGCCAAAAUACCGUAUACAAGCUACUGAGAUUGCCAGGCAACAAGGUUUACUCAACAAGACUAAAGAAAAAGGCAAGAACAGACGGUCCAAAGAAGAAAUUCGUGAAGAGGAGGAAGAAAUUAUCAAAGACAUUAUUAAAAAUAAAAUAGAUAUAAAGGGUGGUUAUCAGAAGCCCAAAAUAUAUGAUAUCCUUCUAUUUCAGAUCCUUCUUGCUCCUUUUUACUGGUGCAAAUAUAUAGCUUGGUACUGUUGGUGGAUUUAUUGUUUCACUAUUAAAGGGCAAGAAUAUGGUGUGGAAGAGAAGUUGUAUAUCAUACGAAGGUACAUGAAAAUGUCUCAGUCUCAGUUUGACAGCCUGGAAGAUCAUCAAAAAGAGACCUUUCUUGAACGGCAGCUGUGGAUACGAGAAAACUAUGAGGUCUAUAAACGAGAACAAGAAGAGGAGUUAAAGAAGAAGAUGGCCAUGGAUCCCCGAUGGAAGAGAUACCGGCGGUGGAUGAAAAAUGAAGGACCUGGAAGACUGACUUUUGUUGAUGAUUGAAAGUUGCUGAACAAAACGUGUGCUAAUGCUGAAAGUGAUUUGCAAAACUUUUCAUUACAUCAUUCAGAGUUUUGUCUGCUGUGGUUUAGCAGUGAUCUAAAACUCAGGAACUUUUACAUCAGGCCGAAGCAUAAUACAGGUUUACCGUUUUUAUAAAUCAGACCUAUUAAACGGGCUCAGCCUAAUGUAUAUAUGCCAUUUACUUGGGGAUAUCCGUGUGGAAUUCAUUAUUCCAAACAAUGUAUUUUUGUUAGAUACUUCAUCUUCAAUGGAACCGUAACGCUAGUUUUUCUGAAAAUGUUUUUAGUUCAAUCCUUGACAAGUCCUGAUUUUCCCCUUUAAAUUGGAGAGUUCCUGCAAAUGGACACUGGAAAUCCUUAUAAAGUAUUCCGAAGCAAGGACCAUUUUCUGUUUUUCUCUUCUGUGCUACUUUUCAAUCUAAUGCCAAAUUGUUUUUUUUUUCCAUGUAAACAAUAUGGGGAUUAUACCAGACUACUGCUAUUCCUGCUUCAGUUGGAAAUGGAUUUUAUUCUUUGUGGGAAUAAAUUAUGCAUGAUUGAUCAUCAUUGUGAUGCAAACAAGCCUUAAUUCUUUGUUCUACAGAGUAAUUAAUGAAAUAGUAUGCUUGGAUAUUUUGUUUUUUCAUCUUGUACAUUGGAUUAUACCUACUUGUUCAGAACAAGUAUAUCAGUAAAUAUUAAUCUACUAAAUGUGACAUAUUUCUUUCACCAAAGUGUUGGUUAAAGGGAAAAAUGACCCUUUUGUUAAAAAGGGCAAUUUUGAUGCCUUAUGUAAAUAAAAGUUUAUAUAUGUAGACUUGAUUUGUUUUAAAUUCUAAGUCAAAAGUAUUCAUUACAUUUAUCUCUUCUGAUCAGACUCUGAGUACUUAGAAUAAAUAAUGCA